AUGCUUCUGAAAAUCGCUGUCCUACUGUGCGUCCUCGGCUUUCUCGCAACGCCCAGCAUAGCAAAAGAACCUGAAUGCACGGCCGUUGAUAUGUGCGGAAUUGCUGGAUGCCCUGAAGGAAAAGAGUGCGUAUGCCACGGAAAACAUUCGAUUUGCAUGCGCACGAAGCCGCGCGGACGGCGCCAGGCACUCGGAUGGGUCCCGCAAGUG
Mesorhabditis spiculigera is the source of this 210-nucleotide messenger RNA. NCBI's taxonomy places the organism in Eukaryota, Metazoa, Nematoda, Chromadorea, Rhabditida, Rhabditidae. The record is from the annotation of a GenBank genome assembly.